AUGUGGUACCAGAAGAAUGAAUCAGCAAUAGAUUUAAGAAUCUUCAGUUCAAUUGAAUUCUCAAUAGGCGUGCCGUUUACAGAAUUAACGUUCUUUAUGGUUAGUUAUUUGGAUACGAAGGUGAUAUCAAUCAAGCUGUUCGAAAUAGUUUCCUCAUUUUCAAGAUCAAAUUACGUUCUAGUAGUAAUUCCAGACAAUAUACCCUACGAUAUAGCUGAGAUCAUAAAGGCAGACACUGUACUACUUGCAGAACAAACUGCUGAUUUUUCCAAUUCAAUUUAUUUAAAAACUUCAUGCUUGAUGAAUUUGUACGAUACCAAUUUACCUUUUGUUAUCAUUGUGUCUAACCAAAAGAGUAUCAGCGCAAAAUUUGUGGAUAUGGUUCAAGAGUUAAAAUCCUGUACCUUGUAUAAUAAUUCAAAAUGA
This is a messenger RNA of Mucor mucedo, 426 nucleotides long. RefSeq lists its product as uncharacterized. Lineage: Eukaryota; Fungi; Mucoromycota; Mucoromycetes; Mucorales; Mucoraceae. The coding region runs from base 1 to 426 and encodes 141 amino acids. The transcript has 5 exons. The record is from RefSeq and is a predicted model, not a curated record.